UCACUCCCACACAUGGCUGUUGUUCCGUCUCCGAGUGCUAAUGAGCGAGCGGAUAAUCCUGACAUGCCGGAGUUUAUCUGGCUGCCACCGCUGGCCUCCGUUAGGGUAGAUCGAAUGCACUCUGAGUCUCUCUGUCAGCCACCCGGACUCUGCUCUCCUUCCCCCUGCUCUUCCCUUUGCUGUAGCUUUCUUAAUGUAGUCUAAUGGCUUUACCAAGGAAGCCAGGCAGGUCGUUCCUCAGCGGCUGUGGCAGACCAUGACCUUAAGCUCAUCAUGAACCUGGAAGGGCUCGAAAUGAUAGGCGUCUUGGUCUUGAUUGUCCUCUUCGUGAAGGUGCUGGAAAAAUUUGGACUGAUCGAUCCGAGCUUGGAAGACAGCGUAGAAGAUGAAAUUGAAAUGGCCACCGUCCGGCAUCGGCCCGAAGCCCUCGAACUGCUGGAAGCCCAGAGCAAAUUCACAAAGAAGGAGCUUCAGAUCUUAUAUAGGGGUUUCAAAAAUGAAUGUCCCAGUGGGAUUGUUAAUGAAGAGACCUUCAAAGAGAUUUAUUCACAGUUCUUCCCACAGGGAGAUUCCACAACAUAUGCACAUUUUCUGUUCAACGCGUUCGACACAGAUCACAACGGAUGUGUGAGUUUUGAGGAUUUUGUUAUGGGACUUUCUAUUUUGCUCCGGGGGACAGUGCAAGAAAAACUUAACUGGGCGUUUAAUUUAUAUGACAUAAAUAAGGAUGGUUAUAUAACAAAAGAGGAAAUGCUUGAUAUUAUGAAAGCCAUAUAUGAUAUGAUGGGAAAAUGCACUUAUCCUGUUCUUAAAGAAGAUGCACCCAGGCAGCACGUGGAAACAUUUUUCCAAAAAAUGGACAGAAAUAAGGACGGUGUCGUUACUAUGGACGAAUUCAUUGAAAGCUGCCAAACAGAUGAAAACAUCAUGCGGUCCAUGCAGCUCUUUGAAAAUGUGAUCUAACUCCACACGGAUCUUUUCAGUUAAUGGACACUAUGAACAAUUCAGCAGCAGCCACUCCAUGCCACUCCGAACCAUACAACGGGAUUGCUCAGCUUUACACUGAGACGUGUAUAAUGCAAAUAAGCUUUGUUUAAUAAAAAGCCUCUGUGACGAGA
Molecule: messenger RNA, 1118 nt
Organism: Heteronotia binoei (common prickly gecko)
Lineage: Eukaryota; Metazoa; Chordata; Lepidosauria; Squamata; Gekkonidae
Gene: KCNIP4
Product: potassium voltage-gated channel interacting protein 4
Exons: 8
Coding region: 274-963 (229 amino acids)
Biological process (GO): regulation of potassium ion transmembrane transport
Cellular component (GO): voltage-gated potassium channel complex
Molecular function (GO): potassium channel regulator activity; calcium ion binding
Source: RefSeq, a predicted model, not a curated record